Molecule: messenger RNA, 531 nt
Organism: Acanthamoeba castellanii str. Neff
Lineage: Eukaryota; Discosea; Longamoebia; Acanthamoebidae
Product: ribosomal protein L22, putative
Exons: 3
Coding region: 1-531 (176 amino acids)
Biological process (GO): cytoplasmic translation
Cellular component (GO): cytosolic large ribosomal subunit; ribosome
Molecular function (GO): structural constituent of ribosome
Source: RefSeq, a predicted model, not a curated record
AUGGGCAGAGGCAUCUACGGCAGGGAACCCGAAAACCCCACUAAGGCCGCUAAGGCUAGGGGCUCCGACCUCCGUGUUCACUUCAAGAACACCAGGGAGACGGCUGCCGCCAUCCAGGGUCUUGGCUACAGGAAGGCCGUCCAGUUCCUCGAGGAUGUCGUCAAGCACAAGCAGGCCGUGCCUUUCAGGAGGUACAACGGCGGCGUUGGCAGGCACGCUCAGGCCAAGCAGCACCACCUUUCCACCCAGGCCCGUUGGCCCAAGAAGUCCGCUGAGUUCAUUCUUGGCCUCUUGAAGAACGCCGAGAGCAACGCUGAGGUCAAGGGUCUUGAUGUGGACGCCCUCUACGUUUCGUGGGUUCAGGUCAACAAGGCCCAGAAGCAGAGGAGGAGGACCUACCGUGCCCACGGUAGGAUCAACCCCUACAUGUCCAACCCCUGCCACAUCGAGGUCAUCCUUACCGAGAAGGCGACGCACGUCCAGAAGCCCAAGAGCGACAAGAAGAAGGCCGACACCACGGAGUCCGCCUAA